Messenger RNA from Trichoderma harzianum CBS 226.95, 1421 nucleotides. RefSeq lists its product as hypothetical. The coding region runs from base 259 to 1335 and encodes 358 amino acids. Lineage: Eukaryota; Fungi; Ascomycota; Sordariomycetes; Hypocreales; Hypocreaceae. The record is from RefSeq and is a predicted model, not a curated record. The transcript has 3 exons. Gene Ontology annotation, molecular function: methyltransferase activity.
CUCUGAAUACCACCCCGGUCUCUCUCCUGUCCUCUCCCAUUCACGCAUUUACCUUGGGGCUGCAGCAGUGAGUAAGAGCAGCGACCGACACACUAAAAGGCUGUUGUCCGCUGCCAUAUUCUCGACAUAAAAACUCGAGGAUAUCCCAGUAUAACGACCUGGAGCCAGAGCAGAAUUCGACUGCAACAGCAAACUGUGCUAUCUUGCGCCAGCUUUUGAUUCGAAUAACCGAUCACCACCAUAUAUCAGAUACGCAUCAUGGCUUUGCGGCAUGAGAUCCCUGGUCACGGCGACGUCAUGGACAUAGGCGGAAGCCGAAUGCACGAGGAUCUUGGAGAGAGACUCUCCAGGGUCCUCACGGCUGUCUAUGGCCCCAAUGCCAAGCCAACUCUCCCAGAUGAGCUCCUGUAUACUGAUAUGGGACUGCCCAUAUGGAACGAGAUCAUUUUCACCCCUGAGUUCUACCAGACACACGACGAGAUUGCGCUCUUUGAUGCUCACGGCAGCGACAUCGUUGGGCAAGUCCAGCCUGGUGUGACCAUGAUUGAUCUUGGAGUCGGUGACACUCGUAAAGUGGAGCAUUUGUUGGCUGCUUUUGAGAAAGCGCAGCAGAAAGCCACCUACUUGGCUCUGGAUAUCUCUAAGGCCUCGUUGGAGCACAGCGUGGGCUACCUUCUCGAUAAGCAUUCGGCAGCGGAUGCAAAGGUAACUUGUGCAGGGCUGUGGGGAACAUUCCAAGACGGGAUGGCCUAUGUCCAAGGCAUUGAGGGCCAGAGACUGUUUCUCUCGCUGGGCUCAGUGCUUUGCAAUGACCCUUGGCCAGAAGCCUUGAGCCAUCUCAAGUACUGGGCCAAGGCGCUCCGGCCAAAUGAUUUUCUCUUGGUAGGAAUGGAUGCCCACUUGCUGCCUAACGAUAAGGACAAGAUCUGGGCGGCCUAUCAUUCCAGAGACGACCUAUACCAUCAAUUCUUCCUGAAUGGCUUUGAGCAAGUGAACAAAGCGAUUGGAGAAGAGUGGUUCCAAGAAGAAGAUUGGGACUUCAUGGCGCAACUUGAAGAAGAGCCCACAAACCGGCAUCGAUUCUUCUUCCGUGCCAACAAGGACGUCACGAUCCACAAGCUUGGACGGACCAUCAAACAGGGUGAAGAGCUAGACUGGUUCGACUCUCACAAAUAUGGAGAGGAGAGCGUUCGACUCAUGUGCCAUAAGGCGGGACUGAGUGUGAUAAGUGUCUGGCAAGCACCAAACUCUGAAUUUCGGCAGUACCUUUUAAAAAUGAAAGGGGGGCAGGACCAAAGAGAUGAUGGGGACAGCGCCGUAUCAGGGCUGAUUUAAUAAUGCUUUGGACUGCCGGAUACUUUUCAUUGUUUGCUCCCUUAGAUUGGACUUCUGAGCAAUUGGCGAGAAAGGCGAUGCUAGAC